This is a messenger RNA of Spathaspora passalidarum NRRL Y-27907, 920 nucleotides long. RefSeq lists its product as uncharacterized. The record is from RefSeq and is a predicted model, not a curated record. NCBI's taxonomy places the organism in Eukaryota, Fungi, Ascomycota, Pichiomycetes, Serinales, Debaryomycetaceae. The transcript has a single exon. Gene Ontology annotation, cellular component: endoplasmic reticulum. The coding region runs from base 35 to 856 and encodes 273 amino acids. Gene Ontology annotation, biological process: endoplasmic reticulum tubular network organization; membrane organization.
CAGCUACUUGUUAAUAGAAAGUGAAUCAUUCAAAAUGUCCUCCAAUGCCAGUGCCAAUGGAUCAACAACAGUUCUUACGAACGAAGCUACCACCACUCAACCAUCAAAGGUAGACCCAAAAACAUCUAAGGAUGCCAUUCCUAACGAUGAAGAAGAUUUAGCAAUGAUGAAGAAGCGUAAGCUCGUUAGAUGCAACAAAACCACCAACCCAUUAAAAUUCAAAAUAUGGCAAGUUGGGCAUUUCUUAACCUUAGGAUUUGGAUCAAUUUCAUUAUUAUUCCAAUUCUUUUGGUUACCCAACAAGUAUUAUAUAAACUCAAUCUGCUAUAGAUUAACCUUUAUUGGUGCAAUUAUGGCCAUGUUGGCUACAUUUAGUAAGAAAUUUGGUUUACGAUAUUUGCCAUCGCCUGCUUCUAUGUUGUCUCAACAAAAUUUCCAAUACCUUAUCCUUGCUGCAGUUUGGAUUGUCUCAUUUAAGUCUGUGUUUAAGAUUAUUCCUUUUUACUUGUUAUCAAUUUUACAUAUCGGGAACUGGAAAGAAGUUUCAAUUAUUCAAAAAGAAUCCGAAUUCAUUUCUUCGUUGAUUGCUUAUGAUGAAUUGCUUUUGAUUGUUUAUUUGUUACUUAGAACUAUUUUCUUUAGAGGUGGCUCUGGAUUUCAAUUGGUGUUGUUUUUGAUUUUCUAUUGGCUUAGAAUUUUGUACAAUAAAGAAACUAGAAGAUUAUUUGGUGCUAUUAUUGAAAGAUUGGAUUAUGAAAUGUCAAAGGUAAAGAAUGAAAAAGUUAGUCAUUAUUGGAAGAAGAUUAAGUUGAGCAUCCAAGAUAGGCAAGAACAAGAUUCUGUCAAAGACAACUAGUGUGUACUAGCUAUAUAUAUAUUUUUGUAUAGGACCUAUAAAUUUCAGCCAGCAUUAACGAAGU